GAGAGAGUUGCCCUACGCCGGCAUCUCGCGUACCAUGACCUUCGCAGGUAGACAGCCUUCUCGGUGAGAAUCACUCUGCGCGUUUGAAGAGAGGGCUGGGCUGUCAAAAAAGUGUCCCGCAGUCUCCAGACAUGGACUUUUCCAUUCGGCCUUCUCAAACAUCAUGACUCUAGCAUCUGCUUUGUUUGAACUGAAACAUUCAAUGCGCUUUGUUUGCUCUGUGCCGCCCUCUCUUCCUCUUGGACACUGCCUGCUGCAUCUGGCUGGGUUCGAGUACAAAAGGGACUGCGUGAGGUGACGGCUGGCCGUUUGAUCGACCGCUCCUACCCCUCCUUCCAACCUCACUGCAUGCUGUACAUUUCUACUUCAUACCUUUUUGCCUUCUUCCUGACAUGGCUGCUAUGAUGCCAGCACCGCCAUUUGACGAAUUUUACGCCGCAGGGAUGAAUGACGAUACACAUUCGUUACAAGCGUCGAUAGAAGACUUUGAAGAGCAGGAGCGCCAGUCGCCCCUCUUCCCCGAUUUCAAGUCGGAGCGUGAAGAGAGCGAGUUUGAUGAUAGGUCGAGUGAAGGAUUGCCGUGGUCACCGCCUGGGUUCAAGAGAAGGGUGUCCAAUGCGAGUAACUGGUUUAGGCAAGACCCGUAUGGACAUUACGAUUUGAAGCCUUCCAUAAGCCCCUCGAGAUCGCGACAGACUAGCCCGGAGGUGUAUCAAGAUGCCACGGACGGCGCUGGAGACCCGGACAUCACGAUAGCGGUUAAAACGCCUCUGCCUAUGGGUACAGACUCACCCACACGAGGACAGUCACCAGGGGUCGAAGCACAACGAGGUUCGAGGAAUGAAAGUCCGGAGCAAGAGGACGUAACGGCGACCGAGCCAAAUAAUUACGUCCGUUUGCAAUUCCGGGCUGAAGUCCAACAUCGCGAACCAUUCAUGCCCUUUUUCAAUUUUGUUCAGAGGAAAUUCGACGCCAUGACGAAGACGAAAUCGACGACCCUAUUGUCGGUGAUAACAACCCUGUUAUUUGCUUGUCUACUGCGUAUCAUUGUCGCUCCACCGAUUCCGUCGCCGGUACCCGAUCUCGUCAAAGUAUCGACAUUGGCCAAGUCCUUUGAACCCUUGAUCUUUUAUUCCGAGAAUGGCUACACUCAGAUUAUUGCGCUGCAGGAAACAAGUGUGGCUGUAUGGGAUCUUGGAGAGUCCGUCCGGAGUGCUAAUAUGACCUCGGCACCAAUUAUCGUUCGAUCCCUGGACGAUUUGUCGGAGAGCUUGAAGACCUUGGGUCUCGAGUUGACACGCUUCUUCUCCGAUGUCGAUUCUGAUGUGGACAGUAUCUUAAUAGUGAUGGACUGGGCCAAACGAGAACUGCAAGGGGUGAUGACUGGACAAGGCGUGUCCAUGUCAGGGGUCGUGUUUGACCAUGUUCAUGGAAUCUUCAACCGAGGCGGAUUGCUCGAGACGUCAAAAGGCCCAACAGCAUUGGGUAAGCUACUUACCGAUGUAUUUGGGUCGAGUUCACCACAAAGAACCAGAGCGACCCUCACAAGGACCUUUCACGAAUUUGUGAAUGUUCUCGAGGAGUCGAUCAACAGCGAAUUGACCCAUUCAGCGGCCCUCUUCGCACUGUUUGAGUCCAUCGACAGACAAUUUUUGAACUUGCAACGAACUGUGGUGAGGGAGACCGACACCCAAGAACGGCUCGAGAACGAUCUCCUGUCGUCCUUGUGGACCAGAGUGGUCGGACCCAACGCCGCCAUGCUGAGGAAGUUUGAGAAGAACAAACAGUUGUUGUCAAGUGUACGAGCGAGGACCGUCAACAACAAACAUUUGAUUAUGGAACACCACGGCCGUCUCCAAACACUCAAAGUCAACCUCGAAACCUUACGGAGGAAGUUGGUCAGUCCACUGGUUAGGAGGAAUGAUUCAGUUAGCAUUGACAACGCGAGCGUCCUUGAUCAACAAAUCAGAGGCCUUGAGGGGACCUACGACUACUUGCGAGGAGUACGAGAGAAGCAGAAAAGUAAAUUGAUGGAGAUGGUUUAUGGCGCCAAAGCUGCAAGACCCAAAAUCAUUGGGACGAGUGGUUUGGAAGGUAUUGGACUGGAUAGUUCAUGAUGAGAAUUGUGCUGAGUUGGGAUACAGCAACAACGAUGAAGAAAAUAUGAUGUAUGAUAAUUUUCCUUCUUUUGUUGUAGUGUUUUAAAUUCGAUAGAAAAACAAU
This is a messenger RNA of Exophiala oligosperma, 2223 nucleotides long. RefSeq lists its product as uncharacterized. The transcript is spliced from 2 exons. Lineage: Eukaryota; Fungi; Ascomycota; Eurotiomycetes; Chaetothyriales; Herpotrichiellaceae. The coding region runs from base 393 to 2117 and encodes 574 amino acids. The record is from RefSeq and is a predicted model, not a curated record.